Molecule: messenger RNA, 247 nt
Organism: Cinara cedri
Lineage: Eukaryota; Metazoa; Arthropoda; Insecta; Hemiptera; Aphididae
Source: the annotation of a GenBank genome assembly
AUGGAAGGUAUGGACAAUGAUUCCGGACACGAAGCCGAAAAUGAUAAUGGUAAUAAAAGGACAAUCAGGUUAUUUCUCAAAGAUGAUGAUGAUGAUGGUAAUACUUAUAUAGAAAAGAUUGUUAUCGGUGUCAAAAGUGGUGAUAAUUUUAAUGUUGAAACUGUUUUAAUGGAUACCGAUAACAAUGACUCUGAAGCUGAUGAUAUAACCAACACUAACAGAAAUUCAAACUUUCAAGAUGAAGAAG